Messenger RNA from Geodia barretti, 5713 nucleotides. The record is from the annotation of a GenBank genome assembly. NCBI's taxonomy places the organism in Eukaryota, Metazoa, Porifera, Demospongiae, Tetractinellida, Geodiidae.
AUGUCUACGGGAGUUACGUGCGCAUGCGCUCGGGGAACGAACACGUGCGGAAGCGACAUGCAAGUGGACCGUCGAGAUACGAAAAGGGGGGCCAACACCGUAAAGGAAAGAGAUGUACUUUAUAGACUGAUUGUAAGUCAGCUGCGGUAUGAUGGCUAUGAGACAGCAGCAUCUACUCUGGCUCAUGCCGUGUCUUCGUUUCCACCACCAUCCCCUUCUUCCAGAUUGGCUCAUCUUUUUCAACUUGGAGUGCAAACUGAAGGAGAAGCAUCUGGUGGUGGAAUGAUGGCCGACGUGCCUCAGGUCAGAAGUCAAGGAGCUAUUGAUUUGGAAUACGAAAGUGAUGGUAAGAGGUCAGAUGUUUUCCUUGGAAAAGGGUUGUGCUGGGUUUCGCUUGCAUACCUCACUCAUUAUGUUGUGUAUCAACUUGUUCACCAAACAACUGCGGUGUCUGCUCCUAGUUUAAGCAAACAUCAGGUGAACUAUGUAACUUCUCACAAGGGACCAUGCCUCACUGCUGCCUUCAGUCAUGACGGAAAGUUAGCUGCAUCAGGAUCUGCCGAUUUUUCUAUAAAGGGAGUUACCACAAUGGACUUUCAUCCAACUGUGUCCAUACUGGCCUCAGGAAGUAAAGACUGCUCCAUUAGACUGUUUGACUAUUCGAAACCAUCUGCCAAGCGAGCUUACCAGGUGGUGCAAGAAGUCGCCCCAAUUCGUUGCAUAAGUUUUCACCCAUCAGGAGACUUUAUGAUUGUUGGAACUGAGCAGAGCACGUGUCCUGUGACAGCUUUACACUAUUCACUGGAUGGAAGAUUGUAUGCUACAUGCAGUAAAGAUGGCUCUAUCAAGGUCUGGGAUGGUAUCAGCAAUAGAUGUGUGUCCACGUUUCACAAUGCUCACAGUGGACAAAUGGUUUCAUCAGUAAAGCUCUCAAGGAAUGCAAAGUACAUAUUGUCUAGUGGUAAGGAUGGCAGUGCUCACCUGUGGGAACUCACUUCAGCCCGACCACUGAAUACCUACCAGCCAUCAAGUGUUAAGCUGCUUCCUUACAGACCAUGUGCUGUCUUCAAUCACACUGAAGACUAUGUGUUGAUGCAAGAAGAAAAGAUGCAACAGCUAGUCCUCAACUGGAACUCACGGUCCUCACAGUUACUAGCACCUGUAGUUUCAGUACAUAUAGUAGUUGUGAGUCGCGCCAAAGGCAUGGCGACCUCUUCCUCAAUAGAGAUUCCCCUCAGGGAUACAGAUGAGGUAAUUGAAUUGGAUAUUGAUCAGCUUCCCGAAGGUGACGAGGUGAUUUCCAUCUUACGUGAUGAACGUGCCCCACUACACACCUGGGUGGCUUUGGCGGUGAGGAUAAGUAGUUACAAACAAGGACAAAAAGUCGUCUGCAAACCUCUGAGGGGGUACACUGACAGUCGACUUGGUUUGAACAUAGGAGACUGCAUUACUUUCAAGCAGAAUAAACAUGAGGAGUUCUUGAGACUCUUAGAAGCAUCUCGUACAGAUUCAGAUACAGGUUACCCUGACAGUGAAAAAGACCAAAUGAUGGCCCUGGAUACAUUGGCAGCCUAUUAUGUACAACAAGCUCGUCAAGAGAAACGUCGGGAGAAGCGUAAAGACUACUUUACCCAGGCAACAGUCCUGUACACCACUGCUGACAAGAUUAUCAUGUAUGACAUCAACCACCUCCUUGGACGAGCCUAUUUCUGCUUACUGGAAGGAGAUAAAAUGGAUCAAGCAGAUGCACAGUUCUCCUUCGUUUUGCAACAGUCACCAGAAAAGAUUCCGGCCCUGAUUGGAAAAGCCUGCAUUGCCUUUAACAAAAAGGACUACAAAGGAGCUCUUGUUUUUUAUAAGAAGGCCCUAAGGACCAAUCCUAACUGUCCUGGAGCUGUAAGACUUGGAAUUGGCUUGUGUUUUGUGAAGUUAGGGAAUAUACAAAAGGCCAGGAUGGCUUUCCAGCGAUGUUUGGAACUUGAGCCCCGUUGCGUUGGAGCAUUAGUUGGGAUGUCAAUUUUAGAACUCAACAGCAAACAUCAUGACUCCAUCAAGAAAGGAGUCGAGCUGCUGUCAAAGGCAUACACUAUUGAUUCAUCCAGCCCUAUGGUUCUGAACCACCUUGCUGAUCACUUCUUUUUUAAGAAGGACUACAACAAAGUUCAGCAUCUCGCCUUACAUGCAUUCCAUGGGACAGAUGUUGAAGCGAUGCAGGCUGAAAGCUGCUAUCAGCUAGCCAGAGCAUUUCAUGUACAAGAAGAUUAUGACCAGGCAUUCCAGUACUACUACCAGGCCACACAGUUUGCUGCACCAGGAUAUGUGCUUCCACACUUCGGACUGGGACAAAUGUACAUUGCAAGAAGAGAUCUAGAUAAUGCUUCUCAAUGCUUUGAAAAAGUGUUGGCCGUGCAACCUGGAAACUAUGAAACAAUGAAAAUACUAGGCUCGAUAUAUGCAACAUCUCCAGAGCCACAAAAGAGGGAAAGUGCAAAGGGUUACUUGAAGAAGGUUACAGAACAGUUUCCUGAUGAUGUGGAAGCUUGGAUUGAGCUUGCUGGCAUUCUUGAGGAGAAUAAUAUUACCGGAGCUUUACAAGCAUAUGAGAAGGCAUCUUCCAUUCUGACAGACACAGUUGGAGUUGACAUUCCUCCAGAGAUUCUCAACAAUAUUGGAGCCUUGCACUUCAAACUUGAACACUUUCAAGAAGCAAAAUCAUACUAUGAGCAGGCUCUGGAACGGUGCAAGCAGGAGUCUAUACAGGAUGAGACUUACUAUAAUGGUCUGGCAGUCACUACUUCUUACAACAUGGGCCGCCUGCAUGAAGCCAUUAGUGAAUUUGAGGCUGCUGAGAAUUAUUACAAAAUUAUACUGAAGGAACACCCCAGUUAUGUUGACUGUUAUCUUAGACUGGGAUGCAUGGCUAGAGACCGGGAACAAAUCUAUGAAGCUUCUGACUGGUUCAAGGAGGCAUUACAGAAAAACCAGGAACAUGCUGAUGCUUGGGCUCUUAUUGGAAACCUGCACCUAGCAAAGCAACAGUGGGGUCCAGGCCAGAAGAAGUUUGAAAGAAUAGUGAAAAACCCUGCCACAAAGGGAGAUACUUACUCCAUGCUCUCACUGGGUAAUGUGUGGCUCUAUGCUCUUCAUGUUCCAACCAGAGAUCGUACAAAAGACAGAAGAAACCAGGAUAGGGCUCUUGAAUUUUAUACGACUGUACUCCGCAAAGAUUCAAAGAAUAUAUUUGCAGCUAAUGGAAUAGGUGCAGUUCUUGCUCAUAAAGGCUAUUUUAGAGAAGCUAGGGAUGUGUUUGCCCAAGUGAGAGAAGCAACUGCUGAUGUUCCCGAUGUGUGGCUAAAUCUUGCUCACAUAUAUGUUGAGCAGAAGCAGUACAUUGGAGCAAUACAAAUGGUAUCGCACUGUAGUUUUAAUUACUAUAUCAUGUACAAAUACGUUGACAGACCACUAGCCAAUCUGUGGACUGCACCUUAGUAGCGAACAAUUAAGCCUACCUGGUUGUUUGAAUUGCUCAAUUUUGUAUUUGUUUCUGUGUGACCCACAGUCAGUGAUGUGCACACGUGUGAUUAUGAUAGUGAGUCACACAGUACGAGUACCACACCCCAGCUUCAGACACGUUCGUAGCUGUGCCUAGCAAGGCGGCGCAAGCUUUAGGUUGUUUUUCUCUGAAGCCUGACCAGAUGUGUUGAGUCUUACGAGGACAGGAUGUUUUCGCGGUACUGCCUACUGGCUACGGAAAGACACUUUGUUACGCAGUCCUACCAGCUGCAUUCGACAUCCUCCAUCCUGGCAGUCCACUAUCAAUUGUAAUAGAAUAGCCCCUGACAGCCAUUAUAAAAGACCAGGCCAGUGCAUAGAUCUUAGUGAAGCCAACCAGUAAACCAGUAAUAUUUUAGGCAGGUGGCCAAUCUUUCCUCCAAGGGCUUAAAACCUGCGGCAUUAUAGGAGCCACCGAGGACAAGGAGAUAAUUGAAGAAAGCUGUACUGAUUAGGGAAUAAUAUGUAUCGGCUAGUUCUUUUCACCCCAGAGAUUCUGGUAGAACAGAAACAAUGGCGAAAGGUGCUACUUGGAGAUGUUCACUCGUCCCGUCUAAGAGCUUUUGGGGUUGUUGAAGCUAAUGCUGUCAAGAAAUCGUUACGGUGUUUUUUGUAGCUACAUGAUAACUAGGGGUGAAACAGUUUUGAAAAAUUAUAUCUAGUGCUUGCUAUGCUAAUCCUCUUGCAACCACGCACACAUGUGCAGUAAUUGCACCACUUACUAAAUAGGUUAGGCAGCUCAUCCUUUUCAAUAUACAAUGCAUUAGCUACAGACUUGUGUGUGCAUAGGUUUACUAAUGAGCUAUGACAUAAAGCACUAUAAAACCCAUAAGCACCACAGUUAACAAAUGUUGCUUUUUUUCUGCAGUACGAGAACUGUUUACGAAAGUUUUACAACUUUCACAACACUGAGGUCCUUCUAUAUCUCUCACGGGCCUAUUUUAAAGCUGGCAGACUACUUGAAUGCAAGCAAACCCUGCUUAAGGCUCGACAUAUAGCACCAAGUGAUUCUCUCUUACUGUUCAACUUGGCUUUAGUUGAGCAGAGACUGGCAAUGGGAGCUCUCAGGGAUGAACGGAGUAGCCUGAACACAGUUUUGUCUGCGGUUAGGGAGUUAGAGAUGGCUCAGAGAUUCUUUGUCUACCUCAGUAAAGAGGGUGACCGAAUGAAGUUUGAUCUGUCACAUGCCACACAUGAGGCUCGCAAAUGUGCUGAUUAUCUCAGUCAGGCACAACAUCACCUCUCUAGGGCUAGAAGAGUAGAUGAUGAGGAAAGGGCCCUAAAAGAAAAAUUAGAAGAAGAAAAACAUACUCUCAGACUAAAGCAAGAGGAAGAACAGCGUGAGCUACUUCGACAAAAAGAACUUCAGGCACAGCAACUGGAAGAACAAAGAACGCAGUUUAAAAUGAAGACACAAAACCUUUUGCAAUUUUCUGAACAUUCUCCUGAUUCUAAGCCUACAAGGAAAAAGAAAGACCGUUCCAGUGAAGACGGAGAAAGUACCGGUCCGGCACCUAAAAAGAAAAGAGCUGACCAUAGCAAAGACGAAGAACACAAGCAGCAACAUAAACGCCACCGGAAAAGACAAAGGGCUACUGAUCCUGAUAAGAAACGAAGUCGAGAGGGUGGACGGAAAAGAAGAAAAGUUAUAUCAAAGGCAUUUGUCGAUUCCAGUGAUGAUAAUCCUUCUGAUGACAAUGAACCGUUACCAGAUAGUGCUGAAGGGCCAAGACUGGAAGAAAAAGACAAGGGUGAAAGUGAAAACGAGCCACCCACCGCAACCACUUCUGAAGCCUCAUCAAGUGAUAGUGAUGAAAGUGGAACAGAAGAUAAUCUCUUAUCUGAGCCAGGUUCACCGGAGCAUCCACCACAAAGUUCUGAAACAGAAGAAAAAAACUAAAGAACAGCAUUUUCUUUUACAUUGUAUGUACUCAUUAUGCUCCUCCUCACUCUUUUCUAUUGUGCUAAUAAAAAGGUCUUUAUGCAUCAUGCAUCACGAGGAAUUUUUGUAAGAAAGGGAACUGAGUAACAAAAUUUGCCAACAGAGGGGGAAGCCAGUUCUUCAGUGUUAUGCAAGCCUACUGGCCUUUAUUAUUGUGUUUGUGUAAAACCAAACCCUCUAUGUUUGGACCCCCACCUGGUCAUGUAUAAUUGGUGAGUG